GGUGCACGUAGAUCUACGUGCAGCCACUGCACCAUCCGCGGGUCGAUAUUUCCCCGCCGUAAAGAAGAAGAGCUCUCUUCAUCAGUCGAGAAGCUCAAGCAAGUGAAAAUGGCGAAGAUAAACUACAAGAAACUUCAAGGCAGCCAAAACCUAAGGCUACGUCUUCUUCUCUCAACACUCUCCUCAACUCCAAUUCUCAUCGUCGACAUUCGAUCAAAUGAAACAAUCCCCGGCCUUCGUCCUCACGAAAUCUCUCUCCUACGACUCAUCGAAAAAGUCUGCGAUGAUUGUCAUGUUGAAAUUAAUGAAACUGGUACGAAAUUGAAGUAUAAGCCUGGUAUUGUGAUGGGUGGAAAGUAUUUGGUUCAUGAUUGUGGGUUGAGUCGUUCAAUUGGUUAUUUCUUGGAACCACUUGUGGUUUUAGGUUUGUUUGGGAAGAAGCCUCUUUCAAUUAGGCUCAAAGGUAUAACGAACGAUUCUAAGGAUCCAUCCAUUGAUACCUUCCGGUCAACUACCUUGAACAUUUUGAAACGCUUUGGAGUUCCUUCAGAAGGUCUGGAGCUGAAAAUUGAGAACCGUGGAGUACCCCCUCUGGGUGGUGGAGAAGUAGUUUUGUCAGUACCAAUUGUGCAUACUAGUUUAAUGGCAGUGAACUGGAUUGAUGAGGGAAUGGUUAAACGCAUCAGAGGGGUGUCUUUUUCUACUCGAGUAUCGGCUCAGUUUGAAAAUGCAAUUAUACAUGCUGCUCGUGGGAUUUUCAAUCGUUUGCUUCCUGAUGUCCAUAUCUUCACCGAUCACAAGGCUGGUGCACAAGCUGGAAAUUCCCCCGGCUUUGGUAUUUCACUGGUCGCUGAAACCACUUCUGGAUGCUACAUUUCUGUUGAUACUACUAUUUCUUAUCCACGAAAAGAGGAGACAGCUGAGAUUGAAGACGAUGAGAGGGCAGAUCUGAAGCCACCUGCGGAUGUUGGUGUGGAAAUUGCUUCUGCUUUACUUGGUGAAAUUGAGCAGGGGGGAGUGGUGGACUCCACACAUCAGGGGUUGUUAUAUAUUCUUUGUGCUUUGUGCCCUCAAGAUGUAUCUAAAAUCCGUGUAGGAAAACUUUCUCCCUAUGGAAUAGAAGCAUUGAGGCUGAUAAAAGAGUUUCUGAGUGUUACAUUUGCCAUCAAACCUGAUCCUUCAACAGGCACUGUCAUACUUAAAUGUGUGGGAUGUGGUUUGAAAAAUCUAUCGAGAAAGCUUUCAUGAUAUGUCCAUCUCUAUACAACUUUCUUCUCCGGUGGAACAUCCAAUUCAGCAUCGUUGCUUUUAUCUACCUGUGAAAGGAUGAUGAGUAUUUAAGUAACAUCGAGCUUUAUCUAUGAGUUUGACAAAUUUUGCAGGUGAUUGGAUUAUCGAUGGAGCCAGUUUUUGUCUUACCGAUUUUGACAUUUGUAGUUAGUGGUCGUUCUUUCUUAAAGCAAAUAGUGUAAUUCAGAGUCACAUUUAGGUUUGUAGUUUGCCUUUUACAGGAGAAACACGAAUGGUCAUUCAUGUACGCUAUAAUUGAAAUGUUAUUAUUUCUGGACACAUUCUAUUAUACAGAGUAAUUACAACC
This is a messenger RNA of Spinacia oleracea (spinach), 1597 nucleotides long. Its product is annotated as probable RNA 3'-terminal phosphate cyclase-like protein. Gene Ontology annotation, molecular function: RNA endonuclease activity. Bases 109 to 1248 code for a protein of 379 amino acids. Gene Ontology annotation, biological process: ribosome biogenesis; endonucleolytic cleavage of tricistronic rRNA transcript (SSU-rRNA, 5.8S rRNA, LSU-rRNA). The record is from RefSeq and is a predicted model, not a curated record. NCBI's taxonomy places the organism in Eukaryota, Viridiplantae, Streptophyta, Magnoliopsida, Caryophyllales, Amaranthaceae. Gene Ontology annotation, cellular component: nucleolus. The transcript is spliced from 6 exons.